CAUCAACCUUCACAUCCUACCUACCGACACGAACCCUGCAGUCUUUGGAGCCGCAAAGAUGUCUACGGUUCACAUCAAGUCGGCAGCGGAGUUCCAGAAACUCCUGUCGAGCUCCCGUAUCGUCGUUGCUGAUUUUUACGCCGACUGGUGCGGUCCCUGCAAAGCCAUCGCACCCCUCUACGAGCAGCUUUCCUCGUCGCUGUCCCGCAAGAAUGUCGUCACCUUUGUCAAGAUCGAUGUCGAGUCCCAGAAGGAGAUUGCCUCCGCCUACAGCGUCACUUCCCUCCCGACUUUCAUGAUCUUCCGCGAAGGCAAGACCAUUGAGAAGGUCCAGGGCGCCGACCCCCGCAAGCUCCAAGAGGUGGUCAAGAGGCUGGCGAAGGAGGUUUCCGAGGGCGCUUCAGGCUCUGGCGAGGCGUCCGGCAGUUCAAGCGGAGGCAACUGGAGAGGCGCAGAGUUCCCUCGUGGCUACGGCGACGUCACCGGUCAGAUCGAGCCCAAGGGCUGCGAGCUGCUGAACGCCGACGAGGACUUUGGUCCUGUCAAGGUCUUGUUCGACCCGUCCAAGCCUAGCGCGCUCGCGAAGAAGGAGGGCGUAAAGGAUUGGGUUGAGAGUGGUGCCGAUGACCAGCUCUUGCUGUUCAUGCCAUUCCAGUCCAUGAUCAAGCUGCACACCCUUCAGCUCACCUCUCUGCCUCCUACCGACGAUGACGACGAUGAGGCUCCCAUGCGCCCCGGCACGAUUCACCUUUACACGAACAAGCCUCACAACCUCGACUUUGGCGAAGCCGAUGAUACCCCUCCCACGCAAGCUAUCGAGCUCACGGAGAAGGACUGGAACGCUGACGGCACCGCCAACAUUGGCCUUCGUUUCGUCAAGUUCCAGAACAUCAACAGCUUGAUCAUCUACGUGACCAAGGGUGACGGCGACGGUGAAAAGGUACGUCUCGACCGCGUGCGUCUCAUCGGCGAGUCGGGCGAGAAGAGAGAAAUGGGCAAGUUGGAGAAGAUUGGCGAUGAGGCUGGCGAAUAGAGCGGGCUGGUGGGGCACUGAAAAUCGGUCCGGUGAAGAGACAAGAAAGAGGAAGAAAAGUCUGCACUCGAGACCCCAUGUGACGAGAAUCAUGAAUAGAGCAAUAGUCAUAGACGCCUCCGGUAACAGUUUUGUGCCGGAGGCUCAAAAUCCACAACCACUGAACCAC
Molecule: messenger RNA, 1202 nt
Organism: Colletotrichum acutatum
Lineage: Eukaryota; Fungi; Ascomycota; Sordariomycetes; Glomerellales; Glomerellaceae
Product: thioredoxin
Exons: 3
Coding region: 59-1033 (324 amino acids)
Cellular component (GO): cytosol
Molecular function (GO): protein-disulfide reductase activity
Source: RefSeq, a predicted model, not a curated record